GACUUCGGGCCCAGCGCUGUAGCCAUUGUGCUCACUCCUUGGGCAGCAGGUGAUUAAUCUGCACCAGGGUUGGUUGUAGUGUCAGAACAAAGAAGAGGAUGUAUAGGAGAGAUGGUCUGAUGUUAAGCCAGUCAUCACUUAUUAGGCGCCUACUUUUUACCAGGCAUUGCUAAGCACUGGGGAUACAAAGAAAGGCAAACAACCAAACCAGUCUUAAGGGGCUGCAAUCUACCGGGCCGGCACCGAACGCCAAGCACAGGGGUUCGCGUUUCACAAGGUGGAAGGCAGAAAAGGCCCGCGGAGGUCACGUGGGCCAACCGGCUCCUUUUGCAGAUGGGGAAACUGAGGGGCCUGGGAGGCUCGGCGGCGGCGCGGGAGGAGGAGGAGGAAGAGGAGCGGGCGCGCGCGGCGUGGCUCUCGCUGCGCAGGAAGUUCCUGUUGGGGCUCGGGCUGUAACCUUGGGCCACUUCCCCAGCCUGUCCGGAGCGGAGGGAGGGGACAACGCGCGUGCGGAAGCGCCGUGCUGCGCUCCCCCAGCCCCGGGAGCAGGCGCAGGCGGCGGCGGCGGCGGCGGCGGCGGCGCAGGAGGACGAGCGGCGGCGGCGGGGCGAGGCGAGGCCUACGCGGGCCGCACCGCCGGCAUGUCCCUGGUGGCCGAAGCCUUGGUCUCCCAGGUCGCAGCUACAGAACCUUGGCCUGAAGACGCUACACUUUAUCAGCAGCUGAAAGGGGAACAAAUUUUGCUUUCUGAUAAUGCUGCUUCUCUUGCUGUUCAGGCCUUUUUGCAAAUGUGCGAGCUCCCCAUCAAAGUGGUUUGUAGAGCAAAUGCCGAAUACAUGUCUCCAUCUGGUAAAGUACCUUUUAUUCAUGUGGGAAAUCAAGUGGUAUCAGAACUUGGUCCAAUAGUCCAAUUUGUAAAAGCCAAGGGCCAUUCUCUUAGUGAUGGGUUGGAUGAAGUCCAAAAAGCAGAAAUGAAAGCCUACAUGGAAUUAGUCAAUAAUAUGCUGUUGACAGCAGAGUUGUAUCUUCAGUGGUGUGAUGAAGCUACAGUAGGGGAGAUCACUCACUCUCGAUAUGGAUUUCCUUAUCCCUGGCCUCUGAACCACAUCUUGGCUUAUCAAAAACAAUGGGAAGUCAAACGCAAGAUGAAAGCCAUUGGAUGGGGUAACAAAACUCUGGAUCAGGUCUUAGAAGAUGUAGACCAGUGCUGUCAAGCUCUUUCUCAAAGACUAGGAACACAACCUUAUUUCUUCAAUAAGCAGCCAACUGAACUUGAUGCCCUGGUGUUUGGCCAUCUCUUCACAAUCCUUACCACUCAGUUGACCAAUGAUGAACUCUCUGAAAAGGUGAAAAAUUACAGCAACCUCCUUGCUUUCUGUAGAAGAAUUGAACAGAACUACUUUGGAGAAAAUGGGAAAGGACGCAUCCCCCUCAGGUUGGCUUAGAGAGACUUGUUGGAUUAGCUACUUCAAUGAAAAGCCUAAGUCUUAAAUUAGGUCCAGCUUCAUGAUUGUAAUAGUAUCAGAAUUUUAAAAAUGAACACAACUUUUAGAAACCACGAGCUGUAUAACAGACCCUUUAUGUGUAUUUUGUAGCCAGUGUACACAUUAAACAGUACUGAAUUGCUGUAUUGUAUUCUAGAUGAUAUUUGUUUCCUUGAACUGUAUGCACACAAAAAUAAAGCUUUUAACAAUGAUACAAGUUCCCCCCCCCCAAUUGCUGUCAGCUUUAUAAAUGUGAAUUGAAAAAGUGCUUUAAGUUCUUCUCAGGGCAAAAACAAAAGACUAGACACUGAAGGCGAUCUUGCUAGUUAGAUGACAAAAUUGGCCAUGGGAAAAAAUGGUCAUUUGAGGACUGAAUAGAUAUACACUUAGAAAAUUUGCCUAUUUACAAGGUGUUUAGGUUAUAUACUAGUUUAACACUUUAAAAAGUAAUUCUUGUCUGAAAUCAGUUGGAUGAAAAGAGAAACUUCAAGAAAGUGGGUAAAGUACAUUUGAUAAAGGGAUAACUCUACUUUGUGACACUUAGAUCAGAGGACCAUCGAUUUAGAGCUGGAAGGGACCUCAUAUUUUGUUAAGAAUUGUUCUUAAUGAUUUUUUCCUCUUAAAAUUACUAAUCACAAAAGUAGUAGUGUGAUUACAACAGGCCAUUAAGUAUAUGCAACCUAGAUAAUAAUCAUGAAAGUGGUUGAAAGUUUUUAUGUGGUCUUUUUUAUUUUUCUGUUCUAGGUUUUUGCUUUAUGUUUAAGCUUUUCUCCCCCAAAUAAACAAAACACUGUAAUGGAUAAGUCAGCAGCAGUUUUCUUUCCCCUAAUGGAAAACCUUCUUAUUGAUGGGAAAUUUUAUUAUAUAAAUAUUUUCAGAAAGCUCUGUUUUUACUGUGCACUCUAGAAACGUACAUACUGUAACUCCCUCUUUGCUUUAUUCUCAUUUCCCCCAAUCCUCCCAAAAUCAUAUGCUUUGAAAUAUUUUUUUAGUCUCUAAUGCCAUUUUGUUCAGUCUUUUUGUCUUCUUUUUAAGCUUUCUUUAUUUUUAAAAGUUUCUAAUCCUCAGUUGCUUUGGUUUAUGCUGACUUUUCUUUAAAACCUAUUUUGUCCUAAUUUUUUUUUUAACAAAUCCUUAUUCUUUAAGGAUUUUCAAAAUUUCACCAUGUUAUUAAUUUGAUAAUCUUUUAUCUUCUGUACUUUUGAUAUUCUUUCUGGAUCAUGUAGUACAUGGAACCUAGGCUUUUUCUUGAUGCUUUUUGGAUGAAAGGGCACCAGUAUUAGCACAAGAUACAUUUUUAUAGUUAUCAUUACAGUUUGCUCUCUUUUUUUCUCCUAAGAUAAAGAGCUUUUGGAGACAGUGGCUGUUUAUUCUAAGCUGAGAUUUCUGCUCUUAUUUAAGACUUACUAUCUAUGGAUCACUUUAGGUCUUGUUGCCGUCCUCUGUCACGGUGAAUCAGCAUCAAGGCAAAAUGCAUUAGAAAAUGGAAACCUUGACAUCCCAUUAUGGUGAUUCAGUUUCCUGCCUUUACCUUUUAAAUUGGAGCAUUUAAAGCCAAGUCACAGUAGCUAAAAAUUAUCACUGAAAAGUCAGCGCUGCUGGUUCCCAUUCUGCUUGCUGACCAAAAAAAACCUAGAUGUGUGUUUGGUUGGGUUUUUUUUUUUCCUCCCUGCCAAAUGUUUGAGGUUACUCUGAACACUAAAAGUAGCAUACUGCCCUAUUUUGUGAAUCUUGUAAUUUUACAUAGGGGCUCAUUAGGAUACUGAGUAGAGCACUAAGGAAAAGAAUUGUUGUAGUCAAGAGAUACUAUAGACACAAUGUUAAUGACUUUGGGUUUCUUAUAUGAAUGAAAUGGUAUUUGUAAAGACCUUAGUACAUAGUGCCUGGUACAUAGUAGAUGCUUAAAAAUUCCAACUUAAUAAUUUCCUAACUUUUUAACUUCUUUCUUUCUUAAGUUCAUUCCUCCCUCCCUCCCAUUUGUUCUAAUACAAGUUAUUUCUGUGAAGCUUUUUUCCUUUAAAAGUCUUAUCUGGUGGCCUUUUGAUUGCUUUAAACUUUUGGACGAGCAGGUUUUUUUUUUUUAAUAUCAUGGCUUUUGAGUUGAGCAGGACCUUAGGAGUCAUCGACUCAAUUCCAUCAUUUUGUAGUUGAGGAAACUGCAGCCCAGAGAGAUUAGGUGACUUGUCUAAGAUCAUCUAGUAGUAAUAAAAGCCAAAUUAUUAGUUAAUGUUUCUUUAGAUAACCUAAAUUUGGGGAAAAUAGAUGGGAAAUGUGCAAGUUCAUUUGUGACUUUUUGUUCCUGGUAAUGUUGAUUGACUGAUCAUUAAUGGAAUAUUUCUUAGCAUGGUAAGCACCUACUGUUUGUUGAAAAAUAGUUAAUAAGUGGCUGGUUACUUGAGUUCUUCAAGUUUAUUCAAUACUAGAAGACACCUUAUGAUUAGAAUAUUAGCAUUUUAAAAUAUUUCUAGUUACAUAGUAUUUUAAAAGUAACAGGUCAGUGCAUGUUCAGUUGUUUUGUGUUUUGGCUUCUCUGACUUUUCAUAUACAUAUUUGCAUAUUAUGGUUUGUAAAUUAAUAAUAUUUAGAAUUAUAUGCACGAUACAUCCAUCCUGUUUAAAUUCCUGAGUGUUUGGAUCAUUCUUUAUGUAGACUUUAUGUUAAAUUGACAUUUGAUCCUGUAUACGCUUAGUCAUUUAGUCUAGAGCCCUGUUCAUAUAAUACUUUCUUGUCCUACUAAAGGUGGUAACUAGAGCUAUAGUGUAAUUGGAUGAAAAUCUCUAUGUCUCUUAGUAUAGGGUGUCUUGCUUUUGUAUAAUUUAACUUAUUAUUUUCCUUCUGAAUGUGUUUUUUGCUGUAAUUUUUCUUUUCUUUUCUAUUCUUUUUAAAGCUUUGAUUAACUAGCUACGGUGCCAAACAGAAUCAAAAAGUCUAUUCUGGUAAUGGAUAAUCUCCCAUAGAGCUGUGCGACUUGAGUUAAUGUAAUUUGCCUAUGCCAAAUCUCUGUAUCUAUAAAAUAUGGAUAAUAUUUGUGACCGAAUUAUUUCCUAAGAUUUUUUUUUGUUUGUUUUUUAAGAAUGUAUUUGGAAGUUACCAUGACUUCCUUGGGGAGGAUUGGUAUCCUUAAAAGUCACAUCAGUAGGAACAUGAGCAAAAGUUUUUUCUGAGAGCAUAAUUAUAUUCACUACCCAGAUCUUUAUCAUGCUUACCAAAAAUGCAGAUAUCAAUAUUAAAAAUCAAAUAGCAGUGUGUGAACUUUUAAAAAAAAUCUGUAAUGAGCAAAUGAUAUUGCUGAAUACCUGCUUUUUAUUUGGGCAUUAACUGUCAUUUUUGAGAUAAAAGUAAGAAAGAAUAAAGCGCCUUUUCCAUGA
Molecule: messenger RNA, 4852 nt
Organism: Phascolarctos cinereus (koala)
Lineage: Eukaryota; Metazoa; Chordata; Mammalia; Diprotodontia; Phascolarctidae
Gene: MTX2
Product: metaxin 2
Biological process (GO): mitochondrion organization
Cellular component (GO): SAM complex; cytoplasm
Source: RefSeq, a predicted model, not a curated record